AAAAUGCCUAAGCUGCAACUGCUGGCAAGUAAAUCCUGGGUUUCUUUUAAGGUGCUACUUUCCAGACAGUUGCUCUUAUGCAGUUCAGAAAGGGGUGGAAUCGUUUUCACAUAACUGAGUUGUGAUUUGUUGAGUUCACAGACUUUUUCCCUUAAAAUCCCAACCCUCUCUCUCUUGCUUGCUCUCUUUUCUGUUUUUUUUUUAUGAGAAGUUAACUCGCUGCUUCUCAGAGCACAUCAGCUGUAAUCUGGACUCCAGUGAGUUCAUACUCUUGACACCAUGGGCUCGGAAGCUGAUGAAUGCAAGGAAGGAUUUAUUGCAGGAAUUAUUAUAUUGAGAAGCAGCACUGGAAAAAAUGUUUUCCUGCAGCAACUGUUGUGAAAGGGGAGAAUGUACAUUCCUAUGGCAACAUGCACGUUCCAGCCCAGUUGUACAGUAGCCCAGAAAGCAGUAUGCAUGCCAUGGCAUGAAACAUUCUUCGGCUGACAUGCAGGAAGCAUCAGACAACUUUGUAAAAGGGGUUUCACAUGAAGUUGGCCACAGAUGUCUUCAAUUCCAAAAGCUUGGCCAUUCAGGCCCAGAAGAAGAUUCUUGGCAAAAUGGUGUCUAAAUCAAUAGCAACUACCUUGAUAGAUGAUACCAGCAGUGAUGUUUUGGAUGAGCUCUACAGGGUCACAAGGGAAUACAUUCAAAACAAGAAGGAUGCAGAGAAGAUCAUUAAAAAUCUCAUUAAAACAGUCAUCAAGUUAGCAAUUCUCUAUAGGAAUAACCAGUUUAACCAGGAUGAAAUAGCACUGAUGGAAAAGUUCAAGAAAAAGGUUCAUCAACUGGCCAAAACAGUGGUCAGUUUCCAUCAAGUGGAUUAUACCUUUGACAGAAAUUUCUUGUCCAAACUGUUGAAUGACUGUAGAGAUCUACUUCAUCAAAUCAUCCAGCGCCACCUGACUGUAAAAUCACAUGGACGUGUCGACAAUGUGUUUGAUCACUUCUCUGAUUGUGAAUUCUUGGCUGCCUUGUACAAUCCUUUCGGACCUUAUAAACUCCACUUGCAAAAACUCUGUGAUGGUGUCAAUAAAAUGCUUGAUGAAGGGAACAUAUAAGUACUUGCAUUAAGGUUGACUGUUAUUAUUAGUUGAUGGAAUGUGGCUGAUUUAUGAAGGAAUAAGGGAAGCACAAAAGUAGUUACUUAAGUAUGACAGAUGUUUCAAAAAGGUCUUUACCAAAUUGAAUCCUUAUUAUGAGCCAGCCUCUGCUAUUCCUAGUCCAUCUAGAACAAAGACUUCAAAUGAUACUGCUUUAUUGUGCUUUGCCUAAGAAAACAGCUGGAGAAAAGGUUAAAGAACAGAACUGAAGAGGAAGACUUAAAAUGAAAUAAUGUGUUAUCAUAUGAUACGAGUUAUGGUUUCUGUGUGUUGAGAACAUAUUAAAUCAUCAGAAGGCCAUUUUUUGUAACAGACUAGUAUGGUGAUGGUACACCAUGUAAUGUCUUUAAUUUACAUAUAAAAUAUAUAGUCGAUUCAUUUUAUAUUCACAUGUGCUCUAUGUAUUUGCAUAGAUCACAGCUUUCUAGUGCUGCUUUUUUGAAGAAUUCAGUUUUACAGUUUUCAUAACAGUGAUGUGGAGUUUGAGCUGUUUUGUUAAUAUGCAGUUUAGUGAUUACAAAAAAAAAUUAUAUUUGAAAACCUGGCAAGUGACCCUUACAGAUCACCUCUGGUGCCUUUUAAGCUUUGAUCAUUUUGGGAACAGUAAAUUACAGUAAAAUAGCCUGACUAGGAAAACGUAGUCCCUAGAAAAUACCUGUAAUAUAUAUCAUUUUAUUUUGAAAACUAAGUCUCUAGUUGAAAGCUGAAUUACAAUACAGUAAAUUAGUUAUGCAGUUAAUUAAUACCCUGGAGGGUCUUGCCACUAAAUCUCCAGUCUCUUCUGAAACCAUAAGAGUCAGUGUAUAGGAUUCUGUAUAUAGUAAUGUGAAUUCAGGAAACAAACAUCUGAAAAAGAAAGAAAUUUCAAACCAAUUUGCUAUGUGUACAGUGAAUAUAAAAGCAGAAGUGAGUGAGUUUAUGGUAUUUUGUUGGGAUACAUGCUAUUUAAAUAAUAGAGAAAUGUCAUUUUUAAUACAGUAGCUUAAGUGAAAGAUUUGUAUCUAGCUCCCUCUCCUUCACCCCACCCCCUGGAAAAAAUGACUUUUCAGACACAGUAAUGUGCUUCAAAACAUACAGCUAUUGCAUUUCAAACACCCGAAGAGUUUUUUAGGAAGCCUGUGAAGAACUUUGUGGUUUAUUUAAUUGCCAAAAUGUUGCUGUUUGCUAUGUCUUUUGUUUCAUGAGUAAACCAAAGAAGAUUUGCACUCUACACUUUGUGCAUGUUUUAUUCUGUUAUAUAUUAAAUUAUAGAAAGAAAGUGCGAGACAAUGGGUAGACCAGAACAAUCUUUCAUAUAUGACCUCCCUAUUAUUUCUAGUUUUUUCUAGAAUGGAAGAACAAUUCAGUCUUCACAUUAAUUCUAUCACUGUACUCUGAUUUUUUUUUUUCUUUUUUUAAAGAAGUCUGUCAAAUAUGGGUGGGUUUUUUUUUUGAGGGAUGGGGCUGGAUUUGUGGAUUUAGACUGCCAGCUUCUUUUACAUAAGAGCCAGUGAUGAAGGGUUGAGGUCACAACCAUCUGGAGAACUUCUUUGCCAGCAGAUGAAAUCUUAGUGUCAAAUAUUUUUAACAUUGCACUUUGUCCAUCGUAGGUCAUUUUUGUUUAAUGAUGCAAUAACAUAAAGUUACUGUACCUGGUCAGUAAUGUUGUACAGUAAUUAUUUUGUAACUUUGCAGUUACAUUUUUUUUCUUUUCCCUCCAACUUUCUGUCUACUGAAAGGAGAAUGGGAAGAGUUGGUGACAUCUAGAAACCUGUGUUCAAUAUUUGUAGACUUAGGCUACAAACAGAUGUUGCAUUUGUCCCUGGACAAGUUGUGCCAGCGUUUGUCCCAGAACAAAAACAUCCUGGGAUUGACGUAUACAGAUUCAGAUAUCUGACCAACUGCGCUUUGUCCCAGAAUAAAAUGGUUACCUUGGGACAUGCAAUGUCUGUUUGUAGCCCUUGAGACUCUAUAUCUAUUGCUAGUUUUACCCACUCCUGCUCCAAAUGCCAUCAUUUUGAAUUAAUUUUAAGUCUACUUGCAAAGAGAAUGUGAUGGGUUUUUUUAGAGCCAGGCAUACUAUAUACAUUCGAUAUGCAAACUUCUAUGCGUGGACUUUAGUCAGGACGUGAAACAUUCUGGUUAUUCAAUUUUGAGGUUUCCCUUGAGCAGAAAUAGGUUUAAAAAUGCUUUUGUUAUAGGGGGAAGAAAUGUCCAAAAGUCCGUGAACCUGAACCAUUAUCUAGCAAUAUGUUUGCUUCUUCAAAUAGGUUAAACUGAUGAUGAAUACUAGAAGUUUGACAGCUAUAAGAUAUCACAUCUAGUUGGCAACUUUGACAUGUUCUUCCAGGCUGCAAAAGCAUAACUAGCAUUCUUGUACAAUUAUAAAGAAGGGACUUUCAUGAAAAUGAGUUUAAACAAUUUGAUCACAGAUCACCAAAGGUCUAAUUUUGUAGAGAUUAUGAAAUGGUACAUGCACUGAGCUAUCUAACUUUAUAGUUCAUUUAUUUUUACUGUGUAAACUAUUUAUAAUGAGCAGAGUUUGAAAAUAAAUUGACUUAAUGGCUUGGUGAAGACUA
This is a messenger RNA of Alligator mississippiensis (American alligator), 3700 nucleotides long. It is a transcript of the gene TNFAIP8, whose product is annotated as TNF alpha induced protein 8. Gene Ontology annotation, molecular function: cysteine-type endopeptidase inhibitor activity involved in apoptotic process. Gene Ontology annotation, biological process: regulation of apoptotic process. The record is from RefSeq and is a predicted model, not a curated record. The transcript has 3 exons. Gene Ontology annotation, cellular component: cytoplasm. Lineage: Eukaryota; Metazoa; Chordata; Crocodylia; Alligatoridae. The coding region runs from base 528 to 1100 and encodes 190 amino acids.